AUGGGACUGUCGGUGUGCUAUCUGUGGCUCAUGGCCUUGUUCGAUAUUUAUUACGAAAUGUUCUACAACUCUCGGUCGGGACUGCUGGUCUACUGUUGGCUGCUACAAUACAUGCUGAGGCUGUUAUUGAUCAUAUUGAUGGCGCACUUCACGACGAAACAGGCACUCGAAGCGAAGUCACUUAUCACGGAUACCAAUAACGGAAGUAUGGAUAGUAGUACCAAAGAAGAGUUACAGUUAUUCAUAAAUCAAAUAUAUAGUUCCACAAUAGAAUUUAAUGCGUACGAUUUCUUCACGUUGAAUACACAAGUUAUAAAAUCUGCUAUUGCUGCUGGUGCUACAUGUCUUGUUAUUUUGGUCCAAUUUCACUCUGAGAGAAAUUGA
This is a messenger RNA of Macrosiphum euphorbiae (potato aphid), 384 nucleotides long. The record is from the annotation of a GenBank genome assembly. Lineage: Eukaryota; Metazoa; Arthropoda; Insecta; Hemiptera; Aphididae.